Messenger RNA from Coregonus sp. 'balchen', 19244 nucleotides. The record is from the annotation of a GenBank genome assembly. NCBI's taxonomy places the organism in Eukaryota, Metazoa, Chordata, Actinopteri, Salmoniformes, Salmonidae.
UCCAAAGUGCUGACGAAUGAUGACUUCACCAAAGAUCUCUUCAGGUUUUUACAACUGCUCUGUGAGGGGCACAACGGGGGUGAGAACCUUCAUUAAUUGGUGUAAAACAAAGUAUUAGUAUAUUAUUUUUUGAUAUAACUUGCUGCUUUACUCAAACCAUGUUAUCCCAAUUUCAAAAUGUGUUCAUCACCACAGAUUUCCAAAACUUCCUGAGAACACAAACAGGAAACACGUUGACAGUCAAUAUUAUCAUCAGCACAGUGGACUACCUGCUACGCCUUCAGGUGAAACACACACACACACACACACCCACAUUCAGGUUCCCCGGGCGCCGAUGACGUGGAUGUGGAUUAAGGCAGCCCCCCGCACCUCUCUGAUUCAGAGGGGUUGGGUUAAAUGCGGAAGACACAUUUCAGUUGAAUGCAUUCAGUUGUACAACUGACUAGGUAUCCCCCUUUCCCUAUUUAUAAACCGAAAUUCUGAUAUUUUGUCCCUGUAACCCCCCCCCCCCCCCCCCCCCCUUCUCCACACACCACACACACACACACACACACACACACACACUACCACUCACUAUAAGGAGAAUGUGACGUGGUUUCACCACCACACUGACAAAAGUAAUCCUUCUCUGUAGGAAUCUAUCAGUGACUUCUAUUGGUAUUACUCUGGGAAAGACAUUAUCGACGAGGCAGGGCAGGUCAACUUCUCCAAAGCCUUAGCUGUCGCAAAGCAGAUCUUCAACUCACUCACUGAGUACAUCCAGGUAAGUAAGGCCUGACUCUUUCUGACUUUACAGUGUUUCACAUUUAGACUAUAGUCUCUCUUUCCCAAGAGUCAUAUUUGUAUUUUAUUUUAUGACACUAACAUGUUUUUUUGUUUGUGAUCUUUAUUAUCAUUCACUUUAUUUUGGUCCUUCUAUCCAUCUCUCUCCCCCUUCCUCUCUUCUUCCUUCCUCCCCCUCCAUCUCUCCCCCUCCCUCUCUCCCACCUCCCUCUCUCCCCCCUCCAUCUCCCCCCUCUCUCUCCCUCUCUCCCCCCCUCUCUCCCUCUAUCCCACCUCCCUCUCUCCCUCUCCUCCCCACCUCUCUCUUUCCCCCCCUCCAUCUCUCCCUCUCUCCCUCUUUCCCCCCUCCAUCUCUCCCACCUCCUCUGUUCCCCCUCCCUCUCUUCCCCCCCUCCCUCUCUCCCCCCCUCCCUCUCUCCCCCCCAGGGCCCAUGUAUUGGGAACCAGCAGAGUCUGGCCCACAGCAGACUGUGGGAUGCAGUGGUGGGAUUCCUGCAUGUGUUUGCCAACAUGCAGAUGAAGCUGUCCCAGGUAAACAGGUGUCCUCACUGCUGCACCAACCAGGGAGCAAAAUAAAACAGUAAACUACUGGCCCAGUCCAGCGUCCUGCGAGCUACCCUGCUAUCCUGGAGUUGCAGUCAGUGGCCCUCUGCUUCCUGUCAGUCAACGCUCACUGUCGUCGCCAACGUCUCUCCAAUAUAAAACUGAUCAUAUAAAAAUCACUCACAUUUCAAUAGAUCAACGUCCUGUCCAGGGGGUGUACUUGUGUGUACUGCCGACACUACAGACACAGGAGAUAGGUUCCUGCCCUGGGGGCCGUUGUCGCUCAAGGCUUACUUACUACUACACAGCCUCAAAGAGUAGAGGAUUCACCCACACAGUACCACACCAAACAUCCUCAACAUCAAUAAGCAGGUCAUUAGAUGCUGUAAAUGACAACGUUCUCAGUCAACGUGGCAUCGUCAUAGGAUGCCACCUUUCCAACAAGUCAGUUUGUAAAUUUCUGCCCCGGUCAACUGUAAGUGCUGUUAUUGUGAAGUGGAAAUGUCUAGGAACAACAACAGCUUAGCCGCGAAGUGGUAGGCCACACAAGCUCACACAACAGGACUGCCGAGUGCUGAAGCGCCUAGUGCUGCUAGUCUUUGUUUUGGUUUUUGGUUAUGUGUUUUUAAUGCAUGCAACCUGCGCUAUUGAGAUUGUAAAAUCAUGAAAAUGCUUCAUAAAUACAUGUUAUAAUUAAUAAAUACUAAUAAAUUAAUAAUAAUAAUACUAAUAAAUUAAUAAUAAUAUUAAUGCAAUUCUUCCAAUGAUUGGGGCCUCCUAGGACUCGUGUCAGAUUGAGCUGCUGAAGGAGUUGAUGGAUCUUCAGCAGGACAUGGUGGUGAUGAUGCUGUCACUGCUGGAGGGUAAGAACCUACAGAUUCACUCUAACACUAAUAGGACUCAUUUAAGACGUGGCAGGUUACAGUCACCACAGGAGCAUUUGUUUGAACGUAUAUAUUUACGCCAUACAGUCAAUGAUUUACACCUAUCACCUGAUGGUACAUACUGUAGUUAUCCACAUAAUACAAGUUAUAUGUGAAUAUGAAGUGAGUCCGUUUGUAAUUAAGUGAGGAAGGAAGGAGGGAAAGUAAGUGAGUUUGUCAUUUAGUAAGUAAGAAUGCAAAUGCAACGCGCCAUUGAUUCCUAGUCCUAUGUGGUGUCUCCUAGGCAACGUGGUGAAUGGAACGAUAGGGAAGCAGAUGGUAGACACUCUGGUGGAGUCCUCCAGUAACGUAGAGAUGAUCCUCAAGUUCUUCGACAUGUUCCUCAAGAUCAAGGACCUGACCACCUCUGACAACUUCAGGGAGUACGACCCCGAGAACAAGGGGGUGAUCUCCAAGAAAGAUUUCCAGAAGUCCAUGGAGAACCAGAAGCAGUAUACCCAGUCAGAGAUCGAGUUCCUGCUCUCCUGCGCCGAGGCCGACGAGAAUGACAUGUUCAACUACGAGGAGUUUGUGGAGCGGUUCCACGAGCCAGCCAAAGACAUCGGCUUUAACGUAGCCGUGCUGCUCACCAACCUCUCUGAGCACAUGCCUCACGACCCCCGUCUGGCCACCUUCCUGGAACCGGCCGAGAGCGUGCUGAACUACUUUGAGCCAUACCUGGGCCGCAUCGAGAUCAUGGGCGGAGGGAAGCGCAUCGAGAGGGUUUACUUUGAGAUCAGUGAGUCCAGCCGCACGCAGUGGGAGAAGCCACAGGUCAAAGAGUCUAAGAGACAGUUCAUCUUCGACGUGGUCAACGAGGGGGGAGAGAGCGAGAAGAUGGAGAUGUUUGUGAACUUCUGCGAGGACACCAUCUUUGAGAUGCAGCUGGCGUCUCAGAUCUCGGAGCCAGAAGUGGUGGAGCGCCCGGAGGAGGACGAGGAGGAGGUGCACAACUUGCUAGAAGAGCUGGCUGAGCAAGAAGAGGAGAGCAAGCUGGAGGCUUCCUCAGCUUUCACCAUGGUCUGCGUCUCCGCCAAGAAGAAGAUCUCCAACUUCAGACAGAUGCUGACCUUCAAGAGCCUCAAGAAGCAGUACAAGAAGUUCAAGAAGCUGAGCAUGAAGGAGAUGAUCGUUGGGUUCUUCUCCUUCUUCUGGAUUCUCUUCACAGGGUUCUUCAAGGGGAUCUACAGCCUCAUCUUCGGAUUCUUCCACCUCAUCUGGUCAUCCAUGUUCGGCGGCGGGCUCGUCGAAGGUGGGAUCUUUUUAUCUUCUUUUUUAGUUUGAUCUCUUUUGUUUUAUUGUUUUAGGCUACUGUUAAGGGUGUUGCAACGUUUUGUUUAAAUGUACUUUAAAUUCAGUUUGAUUUGAUUUGACUUGAAGGAGCCAAGAACAUGAAGGUGACAGACAUCUUGGGCAACAUGCCCGAUCCCACCCAGUUCGGUAUCCACGGUGACGUGUUGGAGACAGAGAAGGCGGAGGUGGGUGAUUCGGUGUCGGGCGGGACAGACCAGGCCAUCAAACCGUCGGACAAGGCAGAGCAGGACAUCUUGAUGGAGAUGAUUAAUCCGACACCAAAGAAAGGGGAAGGGUUGAAACAUGUAGAUCCUGGACUGGGAGACGUCUCUGAGAAUCUGACCGCUGAGACCACCGCCACUGUGGAGAAAAAGGUGAGCAAUCUGUAGACCUAUCUCUAAAACAGUAGGUAAAGGGAAUACAUGUUGAUUCUCUAUGAACAGUUCUCAGUAAAAUGCUGGGCUUGUUUCACAUGGAUGGUGUCACCAAUAAGUAUCCUCUCUAACCUUCUGUGGUCUGUCUCAUGUAGAAGGCCGCUUUUGAACCAACAGAGUCUGAACCAGAGAAAGCAGAGUGAGUGGUCUACACCAUUUAUUUAUCUCUGUGUAUAUGUUUACUUCAGUUAUGUAACAUGGAGGGCAUGUUCAAAUCUAAAUUCAAUCAACUUUAUUUAAAGGUUUUUUUCUAUUAUUUUUUUUAUUUGUGCUCGGUUUCUCGCAUCUUGACACUUUGUUAUUGCAAAUAAGAGUCUGAUCUUAAUUGCUCAUUAUUUCUUAAAAUUGAAAUAAUGGAAUGAAAUGAAAGAGUGUGUUGUGUUGUGUUGGGGUUUCAGCUCUCUAAGAGGUGUCAGAGGUAUGCGCUGGUGUCAGAUCGAUAACAGAUCGGCGGUCAUCUUGUGUUCUCACAGCACAGAGAAGAAGGAGAAGGAAGACAAGGUCAAGGCAGAGCAGCCUAAAGAGGAAGUGGCUCAGGAUAAGCCCGCCCCCAAGUCCAGAAACGGCCAAUCAAAGGAGGCUCCUACUUCCUUCUUUGCCAGCUUCUUGGCUGGGCUGGAGGUCUACCAGACGAAGAUGCUGGUAAUACAUCAGACAUUGUGCUUGUUCAAGAUCGACUACAGCUUUGCGUAUUGAGUGUGGGAAAUGCGCUCUAGAAUUUGAAUAUUUAUUAUUAUUGUAAUUAUUAUAUUGCAGUUGGAGACUUCAGAAUAACUGAUCUGGGAAUCACUUUGCAUCCUAAAUAACUGCGUAUUAUUUGAAGAUCAGUCAGUUUGUUUAGUCGGUGAUCAGCGACUGAUCAGAAUUGAUGCUCUCAAACACAGAUGUUGUUAUUCUGCCUGUCACAUGCUGUCAAUGGUGACCUUCCAGGUCGUCUUCUUUGCAGUCACGCUCACCUCAGAAGACCGCUAUGUAUCAUGGCUAAAUGUCUGACUUUGUGUUCUAUGUGUCUGCAGAACACGCUGGCUCGCAACUUCUACAACAUGCGUUUCCUGGCUCUGUUUGUGGCGUUUGCGAUCAACUUCAUUCUACUGUUCUACAGGGUAAUUUACAGUGUUACACAUUACAGGGUUUUUCUUACUCUCUUCUACAAGAUGCAAAGGAUUAAUGCUGAGAUGGAGCUAAUAAGAUAUACAUAGAUAAUACAGACCGUGCCUUGGGAAAGUAUUCAGACCCCUUUUUCCAUUUUUCUAAAUGUUACUUUACAGCCUCAUUCUAAAAUUGAUUAAAUGUUUAUUUCCCCCUCAUUAAUCUACACACAAUACCCCAUAAUGACAAAGCAAAAACAGGUUUUUAGACAUUUUUGCAAAAUGUAUAUAAAAAACAGCAACUUUAAUAUCAUUUACAUAAGUAUUCAGACCCUUUACUCAGUACUCUGUUGAAGCACCUUUUGAAGCGAUUACAGCCUCGAGUCUUCUUGGGUAUGACACUACAAGCUUGGCACACCUGUAUUUGGUGAGUUACUCCCAUUAUUCUCUGCAGAUCCUCUCAAGCUCUGCCAGGUUGGAUGGGGAGUGUCGCUGCACAGCUAUUUUCAGGUCUCUCCAGAGAUGUUCGAUCGGGUUCAAGCCGGGCUCUGGCUGGGCCACUCAAGGACAUUCAGAGACUUGUCCCGAAGCCACUCCUGCGUUGUCUUGGCUGUGUGCUUUGGGCCGCUGUCCUGUUGGAAGGUGAACUUUCACCCCAGUCUGAGGUCCUGAGCGCUCUUGAGCCGGGUUUCAUCAAGGAUAUCUCUGUACUUUGCUCCGUUCAUCUUUCCCUCGAUCCUGACUAGUCUCCCACUCCCUGCUGUGGAAAAACAUCCCCACAGCAUGAUGCUGCCACCACCAUGCUUCACCGUUGGGAUGGUGCCAGGUUUCCUCCAGAUGUGAUGCUUAGCAUUCAGGCCAAAGACUUCAAUCUUGGUUUCAUCAGACCAGAUAAUCUUGUUUCUCAUGGUCUGAGAGUCCUUUAGGUGCCUUUUGGCAAACUCCAAGCAGGCUGUCAUGUGCCUUUUACUGAGGAGUGGCUUCCAUCUGGCCACUCUGCCAUAAAGGCCUGAUUGGUGGAGUGCUGCAGAGAUAGUUGUCCUUCUGGAAGGUUCUCCCAUCUCCACAGAGGAACUCUAGAGCUCUGUCAGAGUGGCCAUCGGGUUCUUGGUCACCUCCCUGACCAAGGCCCUUCUCCCCCGAUUGCUCAAUUUGGCCGGGCGGCCAGCUCUAGGAAGAGUCUUGGUGGUUCCAAACUUCUUCCAUUUAAGAAUGAUGGAGGCCACUGUGUUCUUGGGGACCUUCAAUGCUCCAGAAUUGUUUUGGUACCCUUCCCCAGAUCUGUGCCUUAAAACAAUCCUGUCUCAGAGCUCUACGGACAAUUCCUUCGACCUCAUGGUUUGGUUUUUGCUCUGAUAUGCCCUGUCAACAGUGGGACCGUAUAAAGACCGGUAUGUGACUUUCCAAAUCAUGUCCAAUCAAUUGAAUUUACCACAGGUGGACUCCAAUCAAGUUGUAGAAACAUCUCAAGGAUGAUCAAUGGAAAUAGGAUGCACCUGAGCUCAAUUUCGAGUCUCAUAGCAAAGGGUCAUUUUCUAAAAACCUGUUUUUGCUUUGUCAUUAUGGGGUAUUAUGGGGUGAUUUUUUAUUUAUUUAAUCCAUUUUAGAAAUAAGGCUGUAACGUAACAAAAUGUGGAAAAGUCCAGGGGUCUGAAUACUUUCCGAAUGCACUGUACAUUCUUGUCAAUAACCAGACUAUUGUGUGUCAACUUUGAGACAACGUUGUGAGGUGGUUGUGUGUUUGCUGGGAUUUUACCAUAUCUGUCAUAGAAAUAAAAACCCAUUUUCUCUGUGGUUCAUUUUCCCUCAGGUGACUGCUGAUGAGGAUGAUGAGGAUGACUCCUGGACUAGUUCUGAUGAUGAUGAUGAUGAAGGUGGUGAGGAGUACUUUGUCCUGGAGGAGAGUACAGGCUACAUGGCCCCUAUUCUGUGUUUUCUGGCUGUAUUCCACACUGCUCUCUCUAUCCUCUGCUUGGUGGGAUACUACUUCCUCAAGGUGAUUACAAUCAUUUAAUCAAUCAAUCUAUCAAUCAGUAUGACUGGUGAUUAUUACGGUCAACUGAUCCCAUCAAUGCACAACAUCACGAUCUCCUUUCUUUCUUUCUUUCUUUCUUUCUUUCUUUCUUUCUUUCUUUCUUUUCUUUCUUUCUUUCUUUCUUUCUUUCUUUCUUUCUUUCUUUAUUUUCUUUAUUUCUUUCUUUCUUUUUGUCUUUCUUUUUGUCUUUCUUUCUUCUUUCUUUCUUUCUUUGUGUGUCUGUGUCUGUCAUUCCAGUCUAUUCUCUUCUUCCUCCGUGUUCCUCCUCUCACCCGUUCUCUAUGUCAUCCAUAUCCUACCCAGGUGCCUCUGGUGGUGUUUAAGAGAGAGAAGGGGAUCGCCAGGCUGUUGGAGUUUGAAGGUCUCUAUAUCACAGAGCAGCCUGCAGACGAUGACAUCACAGGACAGUGGGACCGCCUCGUCAUCAACACCCCGUGAGUCAUACCACAGAGGAACACCUGACUUGGACUGAAAUAGGUGCCGGUACUCAUUUUGGGUGCCGGUACUGUUUAUAUUCAGUUGCAGGAACUCCACAAUACUUUUGAGCUAAUCUAUAAGAGGUGUAGUAGAACAUUUGAGGUGUCGGUAUACAGUUCCGGUAAGCUCCUGCCCAUGUACACUCAUAUUCAAAAGUCAGUUGAAAACGUCACCAGCUUCAGAUGAAUGUUCCUAAUAGAGUUAUAGGUAUUGAACUACUUUUGAAGUCUGAUCUAUGUCUACUGUCCCUCGUAUGUGUCUGCAGAUCCUUCCCCAAUAACUACUGGGACAAGUUCAUCAAACGGAAGGUACGUGGGAUUUCAGAGCUAAUGUAAAACAUUUUUUUACAAAAAUUAUAGUCUUAUUCACAUAAUUCCACACUAAUACUAUACACAUAUAACUACAUACUGUGGUAUAACAAUCUAUAAACCCAAAUUAAAUGUACAGUUGAAGUCGGAAGUUUCAACCACUCUGGCAAACUAUAGUUUUCGUAUUUGUCUGUUCUGUCUAUAGGUCAUUAAUAAGUAUGGAGACCUGUAUUUGUCUGUUCUGUCUAUAGGUCAUUAAUAAGUAUGGAGACCUGUAUUUGUCUGUUCUGUCUAUAGGUCAUUAAUAAAUAUGGAGACCUGUAUGGAGCUGAGCGGAUAGCUGAGCUGCUGGGUCUGGACAAGAGUGCUCUGGACUUCGACCCUACUCAGGAGACCGUGGUGGAGGCGGCUUCUCUUGUAUCCUGGUGAGACAUCCACUCUUCUCAUAUAAUCCUUUUUAUUUUUUUAUUUUUUAGGGGGUAGAUCAGCUUUAAUAUUGCAGAUAGAUUGUUACUUCCACCAAUGUAAUUGUCUGCAUCACUUCCAAUCCCCCAUAUGUUUUUUUUUUCUCUUGCAAAAAUAUACAGUAUCUCACAAAAGUUAAUAUUUUGUAAAUAUUUGUGUAUAUAUUUUCAUAUGACAACACUGAAGAAAUGACACUUUGCUACAAUGUAAAGUAGUGAGUGUACAGCUUGUAUGACAGUGUAUAUUUGCUGUCCCCUCAAAAUAACUCAACACAGCCAUUAAUGUCUAAACCGCUGGCAACAAAAGUGAGUACACCCCUAAGUGCAAAUGUCCAAAUUGGGCCCAAUUAGCCAUUUUCCCUCCCCGUUGUCAUGUGACUCGUUAGUGUUACAAGGUCUCAGGUGUGAAUGGGGAGAAGGUGUGUUAAAUUUGGUGUCAUCGCUCUCACACUCCCUCAUACUGGUCACUGGAAGUUCAACAUGGCACCUCAUGGCAAAGAACUCUCUGAGGAUCUGAAAAAAAGAAUUGUUGCUCUACAUAAAGAUGGCCUGUGCUAUAAGAAGAUUGCCAAGACCCUGAAACUGAGCUGCAGCACGGUGGUCAAGACCAUACAGCGGUUUAACAGGACAGGUUCCACUCAGGACAGGCCUCGCCAUUGUCGACCAAAGAAGUUGAGUGCACGUGCUCAGCGUCAUAUCCAGAGGUUGUCUUUGGGAAAUAGACGUAUGAGUGCUGCCAGCAUUGCUGGAGAGGUUGAAGGGGUGGGGGGUCAGCCUGUCAGUGCUCAGACCAUACGCCCCACACUGCAUCAAAUUGGUCUACAUGGCUGUCGUCCCAGAAGGAAGCCUCUUCUAAAGAUGAUGCACAAGAAAGCCCGCAAACAGUUUGCUGAAGACAAGCAGACUAAGGACAUGGAUUACUGGAACCAUGUCCUGUGGUCUGAUGAGACCAAGAUAAACUUAUUUGGUUCAGAUGGUGUCAAGCGUGUGUGGCGGCAACCAGGUGAGGAGUACAAAGACAAGUGUGUCUUGCCUACAGUCAAGCAUGGUGGUGGGAGUGUCAUGGUCUGGGGCUGCAUGAGUGCUGCCGGCACUGGGGAGCUACAGUUCAUUGAGGGAACCAUAAAUGCCAACAUGUACUGUGACAUAUUGAAGCAGAGCAUGAUCCCCUCCCUUCAGAGACUGGGCCGCAGGGCAGUAUUCCAACAUGAUAACGACCCCAAACACACCUCCAAGACGACCACUGCCUUGCUAAAGAAGUUGAGGGUAAAGGUGAUGGACUGGCCAAGCAUGUCUCCAGACCUAAACCCUAUUGAGCAUCUGUGGGGCAUCCUCAAACGGAAGGUGGAGGAGUGCAAGUUCUCUAACAUCCACCAGCUCCGUGAUGUCGUCAUGGAGGAGUGGAAGAGGACUCCAGUGGCAACCUGUGAAGCUCUGGUGAACUCCAUGCCCAAGAGGGUUAAGGCAGUGCUGGAAAAUGAUGGUGGCCACACAAAAUAUUGACACUUUGGGCCCAAUUUGGACAUUUUCACAUAGGGGUGUACUCACUUUUGUUGACAGCGGUUUAGACAUUAAUGGCUGUGUGUUGUGUUAUUUUGAGGGGACAGCAAAUUUACACUACUUUACAUUGUAGCAAAGUGUCAUUUCUUCAGUGUUGUCACAUGAAAAGAUAUACUCAAAUAUUUACAGAAAUGUGAGUGGUGUACUCACUUUUGUGAGAUACUGUGUAAAUAUACACUCACACACACAGUGGGGAAAAAAAGUAUUUAGUCAGCCACCAAUUGUGCAAGUUCUCCCACUUAAAAAUAUGAGAGAGGCCUGUAAUUUUCAUCAUAGGUACACGUCAACUAUGACAGACAAAAUGAGAAAAAAAAUCCAGAAAAUCACAUUGUAGGAUUUUUAAUGAAUUGAUUUGUAAAUUAUGGUGGAAAAUAAGUAUUUGGUCAAUAACAAAAGUUUCUCAAUACUUUGUUAUAUACCCUUUGUUGGCAAUGACACAGGUCAAACGUUUUCUGUAAGUCUUCACAAGGUUUUCACACACUGUUGCUGGUAUUUUGGCCCAUUCCUCCAUGCAGAUCUCCUCUAGAGCAGUGAUGUUUUGGGGCUGUCGCUGGGCAACACGGACUUUCAACUCCCUCCAAAGAUUUUCUAUGGGGUUGAGAUCUGGAGACUGGCUAGGCCACUCCAGGACCUUGAAAUGCUUCUUACGAAGCCACUCCUUCGUUGCCCGGGCGGUGUGUUUGGGAUCAUUGUCAUGCUGAAAGACCCAGCCACGUUUCAUCUUCAAUGCCCUUGCUGAUGAAAGGAGGUUUUCACUCAAAAUCUCACGAUACAUGGCCCCAUUCAUUCUUUCCUUUACACGGAUCAGUCGUCCUGGUCCCUUUUCAGAAAAACAGCCCCAAAGCAUGAUGUUUCCACCCCCAUGCUUCACAGUAGGUAUGGUGUUCUUUGGAUGCAACUCAGCAUUCUUUGUCCUCCAAACACGACGAGUUGAGUUUUUACCAAAAAGUUAUAUUUUGGUUUCAUCUGACCAUAUGACAUUCUCCCAAUCCUCUUCUGGAUCAUCCAAAUGCACUCUAGCAAACUUCAGACAGGCCUGGACAUGUACUGGCUUAAGCAGGGGGACACGUCUGGCACUGCAGCAUUUGAGUCCCUGGCGGCGUAGUGUGUUACUGAUGGUAGGCUUUGUUACUUUGGUCCCAGCUCUCUGCAGGUCAUUCACUAGGUCCCCCCGUGUGGUUCUGGGAUUUUUGCUCACCGUUCUUGUGAUCAUUUUGACCCCGCGGGGUGAGAUCUUGCGUGGAGCCCCAGAUCGAGGGAGAUUAUCAGUGGUCUUGUAUGUCUUCCAUUUCCUAAUAAUUGCUCCCACAGUUGAUUUCUUCAAACCAAGCUGCUUACCUAUUGCAGAUUCAGUCUUCCCAGCCUGGUGCAGGUCUACAAUUUUGUUUCUGGUGUCCUUUGACAGCUCUUUGGUCUUGGCCAUAGUGGAGUUUGGAGUGUGACUGUUUGAGGUUGUGGACAGGUGUCUUUUAUACUAAUAACAAGUUCAAACAGGUGCCAUUAAUACAGGUAACGAGUGGAGGACAGAGGAGCCUCUUAAAGAAGAAGUUACAGGUCUGUGAGAGCCAGAAAUCUUGCUUGUUUGUAGGUGACCAAAUACUUAUUUUCCACCAUAAUUUGCAAAUAAAUUCAUAAAAAAUCCUACAAUGUGAUUUUCUGGAUUUUCUUUUCUCAAUUUGUCUGUCAUAGUUGAUGUGUACCUAUGAUGAAAAUUACAGGCCUCUCUCAUCUUUUUAAGUGGGAGAACUUGCACAAUUGGUGGCUGACUAAAUACUUUUUUCCCCCACUGUAUAUAUAUACAGCUGCAGAAAAAAUUAAGAAACCACUGCAAAAUUAUCAGUUUCUCUGGUUUUACUAUUUAUAGGUAUGUGUUUGGGUAUAUUGUCAUUUAGAGCAUUUAUUUGCAGAAAAUGACAACUGGUCAAAAUAACAAAAUAAUAAUAAAUAAAUAAAUAAAGCAAAGAAAAUAAGUUCAUGUUCAUUUUUAAACAACACAAUACUAAUGUUUUAACUUAGGAAGAGUUCAAAAAAUUCAAGCAGUUCGGCUUUGUUUGAUGGCUUGUGACCAUCCAUCUUACUCUUGAUCACAUUCCAGAAGUUUUCAAUGGGGUUCAGGUCUGGAGAUUGGGCUGGCCAUGACAGGGUCUUGAUCUGGUGGACCUCCAUCCACACCUUGAUUGACCUGGCUGUGUGGCAUGGCGCAUUGUCCUGCUGGAAAAACCAAUCCUCAAAGUUGGGGAACAAUGUCGGAGCAAAGGGAAGCAAGUUUUCUUCCAGGACAACCUUGUACGUGGCUUGAUUCAUGCGUCCUUCACAAAGACAAAUCUGCCCAAUUCCAGCCUUGCUGAAGCACCCCCAGAUCAUCACCAAUCCUCCACCAAAUUUCACAGUGGGUGCGAGACACUGUGGUUUGUAGGCCUCUCCAGGUCCAGGUGUUGGGCAAAGCUGAAAAUUGGACUCAUCAGAGAAGAUGACCUUACUCCAGUCCUCUACGGUCCAAUCCUUAUGGUCUUUUGCAAACUUCAGCCUGGCUCUUCUUUGCUUCUCAUUGAUGAAGGGCUUUUUUCUAGCUUAGCACGACUUCAGCCCUGUCCCUAUGAGCCUGUUUCGAACCGUCGUCACCGUGCACUUCACCCCAGCUGCCGUUUGCCAUUCUUUUUGUAGGUCACUUGAUGUCAUCCUACGGUUGUUGAGUGACAUUCAAAUGAGUUGGCGGUCAUCCCGGUCAGUAGAGAGUCGUUUUCGCCCUCUGCCGGUCUGUAGCUUUGUUGUCCCCAAUGUCUGCUGCUUGACCUUGUUCUUAUGAACCGCCCUCUUUGAAAUUUUAAGGAUGGAAGCGACCUGACGCUCACUGUAUCCCUCUGCCAGUAAAGACAGAAUUGAACCCUCCUUUUCCUCACUCAAAACUUUCCUUUUCAACUCUUUUGGCAUGGUCAAUAGUUAUUUUUUGAUUAAUAUUACUUUUGAGGUACUAUUAGCACUGUUUUUGCCAUCCAGCUAGUCCUAUUGCAAGAGGAUAGUGAUGACCACAGCAGUGGUUUUUAUACUUUUCCUCGUUAAAUAAGAUUUGGUUCAUGUGAUCACCUAAUCAGUACCUAAUUCAGUAGAAUGAGGUGUGCCUGUGUUGGAAUUCAACAGACACUGGAAUGGAAUGGCUGUCAUACAUGUAGAGAUGCUGAUUUAAGAAACAUUUGCAGUGGUCUCUUAAUUUUUUCCACAGCUGUGUGUGUGUGUGUGUGUAUAUAUAAUAUAUAUAUAUAUAUAUAUAUAUAUAUAUAUAUACAGACAUACUAUAUUCUCAUAUAAUCUUAACAAAACUCAUAAUAAUGUGAAUGCUGGCUGAUGCACUGGUAAUGAACAUAGUGAUGAACAUAGAAUCUCAGUUUAGUUAACCGCUGGUGAGAAAGUAAUCCUCUCAUAUCAACACAGUAAAAUGACAUGAUCCUGUAUUGUGAAUGUGUGGUUAAAUUUAAUUCAACGCUAAGAAACAACUGUCUGUUUCCUAAUGGCAGGUUGAGCUCUAUCGACACCAAGUACCACAUCUGGAAAAUGGGAGUGGUGCUGACUGACAACGUAAGUGUUUACUCCCUCAAUAAAGCCAAAACUGUCAACCCAGCCCCUCCCCCUUCAGUGUUUGUGGCUGGCAAUAAGGCUCUGGAUAGGUAGUAAGCAGUAUGGUCUAACCACCCUGAGGCCAUUAGAAGGCUAGCUGGAGCCAUCACCAUAUUGCUUACAACUAUCCAGUCCCUUACAAUCGGCAAGCACAAAAGGGAAAAGUUGAUUUUAGACUGAAAAAGCAACGGACUGAGCUUGACUUUUCCUUGUUCUUGUCAUUUGCAGUCGUUCCUGUACCUGAUCUGGUACGCCACCAUGUCCAUCCUGGGUCACUACAACAACUUCUUCUUCGCCGCCCAUCUUCUGGACAUCGCCAUGGGCUUCAAGACCCUGAGGACCAUCCUGUCCUCCGUCACUCACAACGGAAAACAGGCAUGUGGCAAUAAUAACCACCAGACACCGUCAGAAGGCCACACAGACGUUUUAAUCACUAGACUGUAGAUCAGGGGGACAUCUCAAUGCAGGUUAGCGGUUUUUUUUUGGUCAUGAAUCUUGUUCUGGAGGCAGCUCUGCAAUGUGGUCACUAGCUGUAAGAGCGAGUAAGGAGGGAAAAAUUCAAGUGCUAGUUUUAGUUCUCAAAAGGCUUUUAUUUUAUUUUUGGGUGGGGCGGUGGGAUUAUUUAAAAUACUCUUUGAAGAGGUAGGGUUUCAGAUAUUUUCGUAAGAUGGGCAGGGACUUUGCUGUUCUAACUUCAGGGGGAAGCUGGUUCCACCAUUGGGGUGUCAGGACAGAGAAGAGCUUGGACUGGGCUGAGCAGGAGCUGCCCUCCCGUAGGGAUGGGAGGACCAAGAGACCAGAGGUGGCAGAACGGAGUGCUCGGUUUGGGGUGUAGGGUUUGAGCUUAGCCUGAAGGUAGUUCCUCUUGCUGCUCCGUAGGCAGGUACCAUGCUCUGUAGUGGAUGGGAGCUUCGACUGGAAGCCAGUGUGGAGGAGCGCGGUUGUUAGCCUCUCUCAAGUCAAGUGAAGUCAUGUUUUUUUAAAGUGCAUGUGACACAGGUCUCAACACAAUUUACAUUUCUAUAUGCUGAGAAUAUUAAUUUCCUCUCUCCAGUUGGUGCUGACUGUCUGUUGGCAGUGUAUCUGUACACCGUGGUGGCCUUCAACAUCUUCACUAACAAUGACCCCCUCUCUGUCUCUCUCCAUCUCUCUCUCCCCCUCUCUAUCUGUCUCUUUCUAUGUUUGUCUCUCUCCCCCUCUCUAUCUGUCUCUCUCUCUGUCUCUGUACAGUUGGUGCUGACUGUAGGUCUGUUGGCGGUGGUGGUGUAUCUCUACACCGUGGUGGCCUUCAACUUCUUCAGGAAGUUCUACAACAAGAGUGAGGACGAGGACGCACCUGACAUGAAGUGUGACGACAUGAUGACUGUAAGUCUAUUCACACACACACACACACACCUCUACUCACUGCUGUAGUAUUGAUACUGUGUCAUAGCAUGUAUCAGUUAGUCAUGCACAUCCUUCAAACAUUACGUUCUUAAGAUAACCCAGUAAUAGAUGGCUUGGUUAGAGUUCAUUCCACAACUCACAGAACAUGUUGUAGGAAGGGAUCCAGAAAUGGUGUCAACCCUGCUGCAUAUCCUUCACACUAGUGUACAGUAUAUCACUCAGAUUGUUGAAUAAGGAGGAGUUUAAAAGCCCCGUCUUCAUCCUUUACUACAUAAAGCACAACGUUUACACUUGUAUCAGUCUUUUUUUGAAAGAUUGAGUUUUAAAGCCCCCUCCUCCCCUCCCUCGCUUCUCCUCCUCAGUGCCAUCUGUUCCACCUGUAUCUCCUCCUCAGUGCUAUCUGUUCCACCUGUAUAUCCUCCUCAGUGCUAUCUGUUCCACCUGUAUCUCCUCCUCAGUGCUAUCUGUUCCACCUGUAUAUCCUCCUCAGUGCUAUCUGUUCCACCUGUAUCUCCUCCUCAGUGCUAUCUGUUCCACCUGUAUCUCCUCCUCAGUGCUAUCUGUUCCACCUGUAUCUCCUCCUCAGUGCUAUCUGUUCCACCUGUAUCUCCUCCUCAGUGCUAUCUGUUCCACCUGCAUCUCCUCCUCAGUGCUAUCUGUUCCACCUGUAUCUCCUCCUCUGUGCUAUCUGUUCCACCUGUAUCUCCUCCUCAGUGCUAUCUGUUCCACCUGUAUCUCCUCCUCAGUGCUAUCUGUUCCACCUGUAUCUCCUCCUCAGUGCUAUCUGUUCCACCUGUAUCUCCUCCUCAGUGCUAUCUGUUCCACCUGUAUCUCCUCCUCAGUGCUAUCUGUUCCACCUGUAUCUCCUCCUCAGUGCUAUCUGUUCCACCUGUAUCUCCUCCUCAGUGCUAUCUGUUCCACCUGUAUCUCCUCCUCAGUGCUAUCUGUUCCACCUGUAUCUCCUCCUCAGUGCUAUCUGUUCCACCUGUAUCUCCUCCUCAGUGCUAUCUGUUCCACCUGUAUCUCCUCCUCAGUGCUAUCUGUUCCACCUGUACGCGGGGGUGAGGGCCGGCGGUGGUAUCGGUGAUGAGCUGGAGGACCCGGCGGGAGACCCCUACGAGCUGUGGCGUAUCCUCUUUGACAUCACCUUCUUCUUCUUCGUCAUUGUCAUCCUCCUGGCCAUCAUUCAGGGUACGCUACGACCAGGGUUGGGGUCAAUUCAGGAAGUACACUGAAAUUCUCUUCAAUGCUUUUCAACAGAUAACAUUUUGAAUUAGAAUUAGAAUGUGUUUUACUUUCUGAAUCGACUGGAAUUUAAAUGGAAUUGACCCCUGAACUUUCUUGAUACUGUAUCACAUUAGUUUUCUUGAAUUUCCUGAUGUAUACACAAUUCAACUUUUGGCUGCCAUGUACACUAGAAUAAACUCAAAUUAAACUAUUACUAGGUUCUUUGGGGGAUCUAGGAUCAGGUCCCCCCCCCCCCCAAUCCCCCGUCCAUGUAAUCUUACCCGUUGUGAUCUAAAAAGGUGUGAUCCUAAAUCAGCACUCCUACUCUGAGGCCCCUGGUUUUCAGAACAGCUGAGAGGACUUUCCCAUGUAAUCCUUGUGAAGUUAAAAUGCUGUCUUGUUCAAUACUACAGGUUUGAUUAUUGAUGCGUUUGGGGAACUGAGAGACCAGCAGGAGCAGGUGAAGGAGGAUAUGGAGGUAAGAGUUCACCUGGUCUCACCUAGAACCAACUGUAUCAAUGUUAGGAAUAAGCAUAUUCUUCACAACAGAACAUUGCAUCUUCUUGAAUAAACGCAAUCUGUUAGGGGAGGGGAAUGUAUCUGAUUGGGUAAACACAUUCCAUCCUCUUGCUGUAGACUAAAUGCUUCAUCUGUGGUAUUGGAAACGACUACUUUGACACGACACCCCACGGCUUUGAGACUCACACCUUACAAGAGCACAACCUGGCCAACUACCUGUGAGUACAUAGUGACAUGAUGACGUUGUUUAAAGCACAUACGACCAGAGCUGUGCCAUAAAAGGGUCUCGUUUUUGAAUUUAAUUAGAUGUGCUUAACCAAGGAUGCUCUGGAUGAAAGCCUGAGCUAAUAUUUGAUCAAACUGGCCACCUUUUGACACCGCUUUUCUCCUUGCGCAGCUUCUUCCUGAUGUACCUCAUCAACAAGGACGAGACUGAACACACUGGUCAGGUACGUACAAAAACAAAUUUCUUUAUCAUAUGAACACAGGUCUCAAUCUCUGUAAUUAAAACAACUUUUCAGUCCUGAAACAUUAGCACUAGAACUAUGGAGUGAUUUGAGUGCCAACAGAAAUUGUAUUUCAAUUCCAUAAUUUUGAAUUUGUAUUAGGAUAUUGAAUUUGAAUGGAAUAUGUUUGAAUUUGUAAUGCACAAAUUGAAUCAUUGAAUUCAUAAAUUGAUGUUGUAUUUCAUGAUUUGAAACUGAAUUGAAUGAAUAUUGCAUUCAUUUUUAAAAUUCAAUUUCAAUUUUAAUUGAAUAUUCAAAUUCAAUAUUUAUAUAUUCCUUUUCAAUACGGUAGAUGUUGCAUUCAUUUUCUGUGUAUCAAGUUUACAAACUAUCAUUUCAAGUUUAUGAAAGUUUCAUAUACUGUAUUCAACUUCUCAGAUGCAUUCAGAUUCAGUUUUCAAAUUCAGUUCUCUAAAUUCGGAUUUCAAAACCAGAGACAACAUCCUGGUACUUUGCCAGCCAGGAAAGGUAGAGGAGCACAGACAGAAUCAAACGCUCUCUGUGGUAAACAGAAGCUUCUGGUGGAUUCUGAAGCCAAUGUGGAAUGGUUAAUUAAUUUUUUCCCUAUGAAUUUGGCUCUAGUGUUUGAACCGUUUUGGCUAUAAGCCAUUAUGACCCCAUUCCUGAAAGCUAAGACUCUCUGGAACAUGAGUAACUGGUCUGAGACCUGACAAAUUGCAUUGUCUGGCGCACAGGAGACCUGGGUUAGAACCCCAUCUGUCAAACUAACACGUCUUCAGGUCUCAGCCAAGGUUGCUCAUCACGUGCAUGGAUCACCAAACCACCUCUGUUGCACUCUCAUUAAAUGGUGCACAGAUCCUUCUGCUUCUGUUUGCCACUGAAAGUGUUGUUGUGCAGGAGGCCUGAUUUGGAACCCAGUUAGUUAUAUUAGUGCCGUGCUCUCUGAGUAUGAGGUCAAAUCGGGGUGAAAUGUAACAGGUGGAUAGAUAAACCAUGCUCUUUUGAUGAAUAACUUUGCUAGAGACUUGAAGACUUGUGUUAGCUUCCAGAACUAAUCCCUAUGGGCUUUCGCUAAGUGGGCUUACACAGUCUUGUGACAUGCAGGAGACCUGGUACGAACCCAGUCAGUCACAAAAGAAAGAUGAAAUAGGGAAUGGAAAGGCUAUCCUUAGAAGGGCUAUGACAGGGCUAUUCAACUGUAUUCUUAUGGGGGCCAAAUUAUGUUUUUUGUGACACUCCUUUCUUACAUGUUCUUUGCGGCCUGUGAUCAUCAUAGAUGGGAACAGAACCCACUGGGCACAGACGUCAAUUCAAUGUCUAUUCCACAUUGGUUCAAUGAAAUUUCAUUCAAAUGACGUGGAAAAAAACGUUGAUUCAACCAGUGUGUGCCCAGUGGGAAGGCAUGUCCAUGUUCGAGAGAGUCUAAGCUUUCAGGAAUGGGAUAUAGCUAUAAUAGCUUAUAUUGGUUCAAAUGCUAGAGACAAAUUCAUAGGAAGACAGUAAAUGAAACAUGCCACAUUGGCUUCGGACACCGCCAGAAGCUUCUGUUUACCACAAAGCGUUUGAUUAUAUCGGUUCUCCUCUACAUUUCCUGGCUGGCAAAGUACCAGGAUGUUGUCUCUGGUUUUGAAUCAGAAUUUAUCAAACUGAAUUUGAAAACUGUUGAAUAUAUUAAAAACUUUGAUCAACUUUAAAUAAUAUAGUUUGUAAACUUGAUACACAAUGAAUGCAAUAUCUACCAUAUUGAAACUGAAUAUAUAAAUAUUGAAUUUUAAUAUUUAAAAAAAUGAAUGCAAUCGCUCCAUAAACCGCCAACGAUGUCACGCCUUUUGAAUGUCAUGUGAAUUUCAAAUUGAAAUAUUGCUGCCAUUUUUAAACUCAUGUCCCCCUUUGUCCUUGACUUUUCCUAAAUGCUGUUGUCUAUUUAACACACUACACAAUUUGACUUCAUGUAAAAUUACCUUUUCUAGUUGAAACACCUUUUCACUCCUGAAACAUUUUAACUCUUGUGUAUUUCCCUCUUCCUCGACAGGAGUCGUAUGUGUGGAAAAUGUACCAGGAGAGAUGCUGGGACUUCUUCCCUGCUGGGGACUGUUUCAGGAAGCAGUAUGAGGACCUGCUUGGG